ACUUGGUCUUUUUCAAAGCGCGACUUCAUUGCUUGGAAGUUCACAAGAGCGAUUCGAUUUUGUGUGACUUCGAUAUCGGAGGACAUCAAUCGAGCUCGUCCAGAAUCUUCUCAACGAUGGCAUUCUUCUUGAGAUUGCUGCAGCGACCGAUGAGCAAUGUUGGCAGAAGCUUACUGGCGUGUCCGGGACGCGUGUCGUCGUACCGAUACCUGUCAGACAAAGGAAAGAAAAACAAGUUUUUCUUCAUGUCAUGGCGCUCCGUUCUCGUGUCUGCCGGACUCGGAGGCAUUUUUCUCGGGUCUAUGCUCUACGUUAAAGCGGAAAAACAGAGUAUCUUAGACAAAGAGCGGAAGCGCGAGAUGGGAAAAGCCAAAAUCGGAGGUCAGUUCGCAUUGACCGACAUGAACGGUGUAAGGAGGAAAAGCGAAGACUUCAAAGGCAAAUGGUGUCUCAUAUACUUCGGCUUCACCCACUGUCCUGACAUUUGCCCCGACGAGUUGGAGAAAAUGGCCAAGGUCAUCGAUUUGCUAGAAGACAAGACGAAGGGAAUCGAGUUGCAAGCCCUCUUCAUUUCGGUCGAUCCCGCGCGCGACUCUCCGGAGGCCAUCAAGCAGUACCUCGCUGAAUUCCACCCGAAGAUUUUAGGUAUGACGGGAACCCAGGAGGAGUUGAAUGCGACCAGUAAGAGCUUCCGAGUGUACUUCAGUAAGGGACCUGCGGACGUGGAAGAGGACUACAUUGUGGAUCACACGGUCAUAAUGUACCUUGUGGGUCCCGACGGAGAUUUCAUAGAUUAUUACGGUCAGAACCGAACGGCGAAACAGAUCGUCGACGGCAUCGAGUUCCAAAAGAUCAAGUACGAAAACUCCAAGAAAAAAGGCAUACUAGGAGUUCUUUAGGUACCUAGGUUUCGGAUAGGGUUAUGAGCGCGCUUUCUCCUCUUGACAUCGCUCGAGGGGGAAAGUUCCAAAUCGGCUACUCGCUGCUCGACGCGGAAACUGCUCCGCGAUAGCUCAUCUGUUAGUUGAGAAUGACUUGAAUCAUCUACGUAGACUAGCCUAUCCGGUUUGUACAUGCACUCCGUGCGAGCAAUGCCAGCGGAAAGAAGUUGGUUGAGAAUAGUUGGACACUCGAUAUGUAAACACUGGAGAGCUUCCGGUUCAUGAGCGAAUUCCUUGCUUGAG
Messenger RNA from Galendromus occidentalis (western predatory mite), 1184 nucleotides. It is a transcript of the gene Scox, whose product is annotated as Synthesis of cytochrome c oxidase. The record is from RefSeq and is a predicted model, not a curated record. The transcript is spliced from 3 exons. The coding region runs from base 117 to 899 and encodes 260 amino acids. NCBI's taxonomy places the organism in Eukaryota, Metazoa, Arthropoda, Arachnida, Mesostigmata, Phytoseiidae. Gene Ontology annotation, molecular function: copper chaperone activity; copper ion binding. Gene Ontology annotation, cellular component: mitochondrial inner membrane. Gene Ontology annotation, biological process: mitochondrial respiratory chain complex IV assembly; intracellular copper ion homeostasis.